Molecule: messenger RNA, 2184 nt
Organism: Melitaea cinxia (Glanville fritillary)
Lineage: Eukaryota; Metazoa; Arthropoda; Insecta; Lepidoptera; Nymphalidae
Exons: 7
Coding region: 1-2184 (727 amino acids)
Biological process (GO): regulation of potassium ion transport; regulation of muscle contraction
Cellular component (GO): plasma membrane; striated muscle dense body
Molecular function (GO): potassium channel regulator activity
Source: RefSeq, a predicted model, not a curated record
AUGUCUACGAGAAGGACUAGGGAGUUUACGUUAACGGAAAGUGAGAUUUUGGAAUAUUUAGUAGCUGAUAAUAAUGGCGACGAGGAUGGACUUCUUUUGGACGAAGAAGAUCAACAAUUUCUGGCGCAAGACAUUGAUGAAGGUCUUUCCAGCGUUGAGAUUGAACCUAGCAUUCCUCCGAGUGUUAGCGAAAAUAUACAGAAUGAAGAGAAGCGAUUGCAACAAGAAAUUCCACAAACAAGCACAGAAACUGUACCCUCCUUCAACUGGAGAAAAAACUCCUACAUACCGCAUCAAUUUCAUGAUCAAGAAGGCUACAAAUAUGGCGAAGUUAAUAUUUUGGAUAGUCUUACUAGUUCAAAUUUCUUUCCUAUAAAUAUUUUCAAUGCAGUUACGAAUUUCGAUCAAUUAAUUGACGACAUUAUUGUACCUGAAUCGGAACAAUACGCAUUGCAAAAUGGAAGGUCUUUUAUUCUCUCUAGUGCUGAGGCCAAGAGAAGUUUUCCAUCUUCAGUAACCACAAAUAAGUCGAUAAGUCAUACCCCAAAACUGGAAACGCCUUCUCACUUUAUGGUGAAGGCAAAUAUAAGGAAGAGAUAUGGUCGUAUGGGCAGCCUACCGGAUCUGACGGAGCGAUCGCGGCCGCACAGCAUCCGGACUGCGGCGCGGACCGUGUCCGAUCCGCACCGGCACCGCACAAUUAUCACUCAGAUACCCGUAAAUACAAUAUACAAAAAGGAAUGGCCGUGGAGAAAAUCGAAAGCACCAAUAAAAGUUCCUGCUGUUGUGGCUAAUCGGCGAAGAGAUUCGGCCGCAUCUUCAGUCGGUGCGGCCUCAGUUCGUCGCCUCAUCACCAGACAACCUCCGAAAAUACCGAAGCCUCUCGUAACUCGUUUUACUCUGCUAUGUGUAGCCAGUGGGCUCUGUUCGACUGCCCUCCUACCUUUUACAGCCUUCGCGGGUGCGGAGGCUGGUGCCAUGCCGCUCGCGAUCAUGCACGCUACAGCAGCAGUAGUUGCACCAUUUUCUCCAAUCAUAUUACAGAAAUUGGGAACGAGGAUUGCGAUAACGACAGCGCACGUCCUGGUCUGCAUCCUUUUGACGGCGCAUACAAUAGCUACACCACUUUCGAUUCUUUUACCAUUGUAUGCGAUAUGUGGCAUAACACUGUCCCCGAUGUCGUUGGCGCUAUUUGUAUCGGCGUCCACGUUAUCUCAGGCGGCUGGCGAUGAGUGUAGAAGAAAGGUGGCUUUACGGAGGGCAUUAAGAGCUCUUCGGGCAGCGCAAGACUUAGGUCUCGUGUUUGGAUCGCUCUUACUCGGAGGUGCACUAAUGAUUUGGCCGGACAACCUCUCACCACCACAGCUUACGUUGACUUCAGAUGAUAACUCCUCCAUCACGAAAUGGUCCGAGGAAUACUCAUUGGAUGACGAUUAUGAGGAAAGGACGUGUGGAUCGGCAGGAUGUCCCGGCGUCCAGUUCCUGCUGGGUUCGUCUCUGAGUGCCGACGGUCGGAGGUUCCUCGUCGCUCUAUGGGCGACGCUUGUUUUAGCCGCGGCUUGCCUUGGUUUUUACGGCGCCGCAUCCACCCCCGCUCCCCCACCUGAUACGCGCUCUGUCGUGAAGGACCCCAGAGCACUAUUAGGCGCCCCCAUGGGACUAUUCAUUGGUCUUCAGCAAGGAUUCAUUUAUACGUCUUACAUCAAGUGGUACGGCGUUUGCGUGGGGGGCUGGACGGGCGCGUGGCGCGCGCUGUGCGGCGCGGGCGCGCUGCAGGGGCUCGCCGCGGGCACGCUGAGCAUGGCGGCGGCGCGCGGGCGGCGGGGCGCGCUGGCGGCGGGCGGCGCCGCGGCGCACGCCUCGCUGCUGCUGGCGCUGCUGCGUUGGCGCGCGGAGCGAAGCGACCUCGCCCUCCCCGCCGUAGCAGCGGCGGCGUGGGGCGCUUGCGCGGCGCUGUGGGAUGUUUUACAGGCGGGUGUGUGCGUGGGAGGGGGUGGCUGGCGCGGGCCUUGGUCAGCCACGCUUUGUGCGCGGCACGCAGGGCUGGCACUGGCGUGCGCCGCGCGAUCUCUCCUCUGCGUGCGGACACAACUCGCGGUACUCGCUCUGUCCCUCGCAUCAGCACUCGCUGCGCAGGCAACCCUAGAACUACGCUUGCGCCGCACGGACCGACAUCGCUCCUAG